Molecule: messenger RNA, 1860 nt
Organism: Benincasa hispida (wax gourd)
Lineage: Eukaryota; Viridiplantae; Streptophyta; Magnoliopsida; Cucurbitales; Cucurbitaceae
Source: RefSeq, a predicted model, not a curated record
UCCACAUUCCCCUCUCUGUUUCUCUCUCUCUUUGUCACUCACACAGUUUCUUUUGCUCUGUUCUAUUUGUGUCAACUUCCACACUUAUCUUUUCUCCACUGAAAGUUGAAAUUUCUUCAACUUGGGCUUUACUGAAAAUCCAUACCUUAAACCCAAAACAAGAAUUCUCGAUUUGAUUCCCCCAUUUUAGCUUUCGUUUUCUCUUUUGCAGAGCUACUGCCACUUCCAUGGCUCAAAAGCACUUACACGAGCUUUUGAAAGAGGAUCAAGAGCCCUUUCUUCUCACCAAUUUUAUUGCCGACAGACGCUCCCUUCUCAAACGCCCUUCUCUCAAAUCCCAUUUCCAUCUCAAUAACCCAAAACCCAUUUCCCAUUCCUCUGAUUUUCCGGCUAAAUUUUGCAGGAGCGCUUGUUUUUUCUCUUUUAAUCACUCCCCUGAUCUCAUUAACUCAUCCCCGCUCUUUGGGUUUCAGUCUCCGGUUAAAACCCCUUGUCGAAACCCCAAUCCCAUUUUCCUUCAUGUUCCGGCUAGAACGGCUGGACUUCUUUUGGAAGCUGCUCUGAGGAUUCAGAAACAGUCAACGGUUGCGAGAUCCAAAUCCCUUGGGAAAUCGAAUGGGUUGGGAGUUUUGGGUUCUUUUCUUAAGCGUUUGACUCAUCGGGGCCGUGCUCGGAAGCGAGAGAUCGACGGAGAUGGUCGGAAAAAUGACCCCCGCGAUGGCCCGCCAUUGCCGGCGAAAAUGGCGAUUGAGGAGAACGAGAACGAGAACGACUCUGUUUCUCGGCUAAGUAAUGUAACAGGCUUUGAUUUCUGUGACAGUAAUUUAUGCGAUAGCCCUUUUCGAUUUGUGCUUCAAUCGAGCCCUUCCCCCGGUCACCAGACGCCGGAGCUCGCUUCGCCAGCGUCUUCUCCGGCUCGUCUAGACCAUCAGGCCAAUGAUGUAGAGGGCUUGAAAAAAUUGCCGGUCGAGGAUGAGGAGGAAGAGAAAGAACAGAGCAGUCCCGUGUCGGUAUUGGAUCCUCCGUUCGAGGACGAUGAUGAAGGACAUUACGAGGAUGGUGAAGAUGAGGAUGAUUACAAUUUGGAACGUAGCUUCGCCAUUGUACAACAGGCGAAACAUCAGCUACUGAAAAAACUUCGACGAUUCGAGAGGCUAGCAGAACUAGACCCAGUAGAACUUGAGACAUUUUUAUUAAAAGACGAGGACGAGGACGAAGACGAGGAUGACGAUGACAUUGAUCAUCUCAAGGAAGAAGAAGACUACAAAAAGGACAUCAAAGAACACGACAUAGAGGCCAAUGACAGUUCAAGGUUCCAAAUUCCUCACCGACCCGCCAGAGAUAUGACGACACUUGUCUGCAAUCUCGUUACUGAGGAAGAGAGAGACUUAGUUGUGAUCGAGAAGAGAGAAGAGAUGAUGAAGGGAAUGUACGUGAGAUCAGAUUUGUGGAAACGAGUGGACUCGAACGCUAUCAACGUGAUGGUGGGGCAAGACUUGAAAGAAGAGGUUGAUGGGUGGAAGAGAAAUAAGGAGCAGAGAAGAGAAAUAGCCAUAGAAAUAGAGGUUGCAAUCUUCAGCUUGCUGGUGGAGGAAAUGCAACCUGAACUACAUUAACUGCAAUUGAGUGAGUCCACAAAAACAAUAUUUUAAGUUUCCACAAAAAUAAUCUCUAGAUUUUUAAUUACUUUUAGGAAUAUAUAAUCUGACUUUAAGAGCAUAGGUUUAAGUUUAACACCUCUUAAGUAGAAAGAUUAGGAUGAAAGGGACAUCACUAUGAUUUGUAAAUUCAUUAUCCCUCCAUAUAUUAUCAUCUUCAAUUUUAAUUUUUGAAAUGCCCAUUUCCCCCCUUCUUCUCCUC